Messenger RNA from Durusdinium trenchii, 5016 nucleotides. NCBI's taxonomy places the organism in Eukaryota, Dinophyceae, Suessiales, Symbiodiniaceae. The record is from the annotation of a GenBank genome assembly.
AUGAUCUUCCACCAGCUUCGCUGGGCGCAGCCGAACGACGACCGCACCGCGAUGUUGCGGGAGGCGACCUCGUUCACCUUGGACUGUGACUUGCUCCAUGCGGGGGUGGACGAAAUGCGGAAGAACACCAACCCUUUCACAGGUGGAAUCAACUUCGAUGACAUGAACGACUUGGGUGAAGCCAGGGUGCUGGAUCAGCAGCGCAUCCAGAAGACUUUCUUGGAAUCGGUGUCCUGGAGGGUCCUGUAUGACUUGCUGGACAACUUUGGCCCUGUCUUCACCAUCAAGUUGUGGGUCUUUUUCCUGGCCUUCUACGUCCAUCUGGGCAGCCUUGCGGACCAGAACGACAGCUUCUUCGCGCCUCGCAAGAGCCGCUCCGAUGCUGUGCAGGUCAUGGCCCUGUUGGAUGCCACGCUGUUGGUGCUAGCGGAGCUGGGCCUGCUUUGGCACGGCCUCUCGCAACGUCGCCUGUGCCGCAGCCCCGGGCGCUUCAAGUCGCGCGUGAAGCGCGCGCACCGACUUUGGACGCGCAGGCGCUUCAUGUCCUUGAUCGUGGGCGUGGUGAGCCUUGGAGCCAUGGUGGUGGUGGGCCAGGUGGGGCAGAACUUGUGCAACUUGACGCCGCAAGAGACCUUCUCCAAGAACCCGGACUGCAGUGAUCCGACGGCCUUGAGCUUUUGUGCCGGCUAUGCGGUGGUCCGACUGUUCUUCUUCUUGCUGAUUACCCGACGCACGGACAUCCCCUUUGUCCAUGGGUCGCCGAAGAGCCUGCAGAAGCAACGUGCUUGGAGCACGCCUGAUGCGAACCUCUCGCAGGAUGGAACCAACAGCGCGGCCUCCUUCAUGACGGUGGUCUCCGACCCACCCAUUGGGCCCAUUGGAAAGGAGGGGAAGGGCAGCGCUCCCUUCUUUGUGUGGCUCUUCGUGCUGCUUUUGUGCUUUGCCUUUGAGGUAAUCUUUGUGGCGCCGUUGGUCUCAGGCUUUUCCUUCAGCGGCUUUUGUGGAGACUCCUGCUCCGACCGGCUCUUCGCCUUCUCUGCCGACCUAGAAGGCUUCACGGUCCACCCCUUUCCUUCGGAAUGCGUGGCCUGUGUGCUCUCUGUCAUGACGAUCUACCUCUUGGUGGGCAUGACGGCCUUCCUGGACCUGCACUUCCUUUUCUACUUGGUGAUCGGGAUCGGUGGCUAUGCCAUGGGUGAGCACCGGGGCUUGCGCAAUGUGGCCUCCUCUGCCCUCAGGCACUUGGACUUGGAUGCCAGCACCCGGCGUCAAGAUCACCAUGACACCUACAGCACCAUCAGUGAUGGCCGUGCCAUGGAAUGUAUCUUUGGCAGCGCGUGGCGGCUGGUUUGGAGCUGUGCGGUGGAAUCGCUCUACGAGGAUUGUUUGAUCUCAGAUGCUGCGGCCAACAACAUGGUGCACGCAGCCCGGACCUUCCGUUGGAAGGACCCGGCGGCCUCGCAGACGGAGUUCGCCCAGGUCUCACAGCGCUUCCAGCGGCUGCGCUUCCGCGCUACCCAGCUGCGGGGGGGCUCUUGGAAACAAGCGGGGCGAAGCUGCUGCAUCUCAGGGCUGCAGGUGAGGCAUGGGCCAAGGAGCAAUGCAGAAAGCUACAGCGUGGACAAAGUGGCUGCGAAGUUGGUCAAGGUCACGUCGGCUGUGCAGCACACCGAGCUGAUGCAAGUCUUGGAUGACCGGCUCAUCGCCACCACAGACGUGCCAGGCCUUGGCGUGAAAUCUGGUUGGCAGCUUCUCUCCCAGUCCUCGCAGAAUGGAGGUUCAGGCACCAGCACCCCUCAGAGAGAGCGCAGCCGGGGGAGCAGCCUCAACAUCGCAGGGCGCCCAUUGAAGACUAGCCCCAGCAGGAACUCCAUGGCUGAAGACCUGCUGAACUUACGGAAUGCCAGCAACUUCCCAGUGGAGUUGUCCUUCGCUGAUCCGGAAGGCUAUAGAGAAGUGGAGAUCGUCUUCCCCCGACCCAGGUGCAUUUAUGCGGUCUCCUUCCUGACCACGGGGGAUGAGCGGCAAUUCGAUCCGGUUUGCUGGGAGAUCGACGGAUCGGUGGAUGGAAGCAGCUGGAUGCGUUUGCAGACGCAAUCCGGCGAGUUCGACACGCCUUCCAUGCGCCGCUGCCCGGUGGAGACCUUCUUCGUCACGGAGCCCUGGUGCAAGCCGCAGGGCUCCAGCUUGGUGAAGGUGGAUCUACAGAAGAUCCCGGCCGCCGUCUCCGAGCGCCUGUGCUUCUUCGCCAACUCGUUGCGCGCGAUCUUGAAGUCGGGCGACCUGCGGCCGGGCCGCGACACGCUGCUGGACCGGAAGGUGGGCAAUGUGCCCACCUUGACCCAGGUGGUGCCGGUCUACGAGGAGCAGGUGCUUUUGAGCGAGGAGUUCUUAUGUGCCUCCGAUGGCCGCAACAGCAACCUGGGCUUCACCAUUUCACAGGCAGAAGAUCAAUGGGAGAUCUUCGCGCGGAAGCAAGGGAUGGCACCACGAGAGCUUUACAACUCCUUCACCUGUGGAGAGCUUCAUGAAUGGGUCCGGCAAGCUGAGGUGGAUCAGGACUGGACGAAGGCCAAGGAGAUCCGAGAGCUGAUCUUCGAGGUGCGUUUCUGGGCCUCCCAGCGCUCCCAGACGGUCUCGCGCACAGUGCUCGGGGCGAUCCAGUACCACAAGGUCUUGGAGAUGCUCCCAUCCGUGCAGGCCUCGCCGCAAACCAACUUGGAAGGUGACUAUGAUGCAGAGCUGGCUCGGCCAUCCCUCAAAGAGAUGGUCACGUGCCACGCGGCGCGCGAGCACAACUUCACCGGUCGCUUUCAGUAUGCCUCGCUGCUGCUGGCAUUCAAUGAGAACUAUGUGCAAGGACAGCCUGAAGAGAACAUUGUCAAGGUCGUUGAAGUGCUUCCUCGCGUGUAUCCCUUGGUGCUGGGUGAACUGGAGCCUAGACCGCCAGCAGCGAAGACACAGGGCAAGGCGGGGAAUCAACUGCAGGCACUGCGCUUUGCACCUGGACACUACCUGCAGAUGAUGGAUGCCAACAUGGGAGCCUUCUUCGGGGAGGCCUGCAAAGUGCCUUUCAUCCUGCAGCACUUCCAGCCCGCGGGCAGCGAUCGCAGGACGGUCCAGGCUCGGAUCAUCGGUUUCCGAGAACACAUCUUCACUGGCAGCCAUGGAGCUGUAGGCGCCGCGAUGGCCGAUGCGGAGUGGACCUUCGGCACCAUCUGCCAACGCUUCCUGGCGGGCCUCGGCGCGCGGAUGCACUAUGGGCAUCCGGACUUCUUGGACGGCUUUUGGGCCUCCAAUCGCGGCUCGAUGUCCAAGGCAUCUCCCGUGCUGAACCUGUCCGAGGACAUCUUCGCGGGCUUCAACGUACUCAUGCGUGGUGAGCGGUCCACACACGUGGACUGUUUGGAGUGGGAGAAGGGCAGAGAAGUCUCCUUCAACUCGGCCUCGUUGUUCUUCACCAAAGUGGCCAGUGGAAACGUGGGAGUGAUGCGCUCUCGCGAUUUGAAGACCCUGACGGGUAGCAUGAACAUUGCAGACAGCUUCUCCUUCUACUUCGCGUCCGUGGGCUUUUAUCUCUACAACGUGGUCACGGAUAUCUCCAUGAGUGCGUAUGUCUUCAUCUUCGUUCUCCUGACGCUCUCAUCCAAGAGCUUGGAUGAUAUUGGGAAGCUGGACUCCUUGCUGGCAGCGGAGUGGGUGAUCUCCUUCGGUACCUUAGCCAUGUUUCCAAGGCUCAUGGAGUUGACCCUGGAGUAUGGCAUCAUGGAGGGCUUCAUUCGAUUCCUGCCAUCGAUUCCAGGAGCCGUGUUGGUGUUCACAUUCAUGAACAAAUCCAUCGCGGAAGCCGUGGGCUCUACGAUGCAGACGGGCAUUGCAAGCUACGUCUCCACUGGACGCCCUCCGGCCAACGACCACUAUGGUUGGCGAGAUUGCUACUUCUUUUACAGAGAGAGCCAUUACUAUCCAGCUGUGCGGAUCCUUAUCAUGUAUGCGGUCUACAGGUCGCUGGCCGAGACCUUCAAUGUGGCAGCCCUGCCCAUGAUGGUCCUCUUGGGCACUGCCUGCGUCUGGUUGGCCGGUCCAAUGCUCUUCUGUCCGCAGCCGACCCUCUGGUCCCUGCGCGACGAUCUCUCGGAGUUCUGGUGCUUUGUGAUUGGCACGCCCCACGCGGAACGCAGUGUGAACCUCAAAGAGGUGAACCUGGAGGAACGCCUGGCUGCCCAGAAGGACGACGCCACGGCCAACUUGUACGACGUUUGGCUUUUCGACAAGUUGAAGCACAAGCGAGCACCGAUGCUGGCUCGCGUCAUGGAAAUCGCGGUGGCAAUGGCCCUUCUAGUCGUAAUGCUCGCGGUGGUGUUUGGCACCAUGGUGGACCAAAUCCGCUCCGUGGUCCUGCUGGUGCUGCUGAAUUAUUUCAUUCUGGCACUCUGGCGGGUCUUUGGUCGCCCAACCAUCUUGAUGAUGCUCUCGGGCGUCUUGUGGAUUUGUGCCGUGCCCUUCGUGCUGAACAGCCAAUCUCUGGGAGGACAGUAUGGAACUCUUUUGGUCGCCUUUAUCCUGACCUUCCAAGCUUUGACCGUCAUCGAGAAGGCGCUUCUUUUGGGCGCCUGGGUGUGCUUGCGCCCGGAUCCCGACUGCGCCUCCAUGCCAGAGAGCUCCAUUGAAGAGCUCCGACAGAAGCGAGAUGCUGCAAGAAGAGUUCAAAGCUAUGAUGCAGUCGUGGAGUACUUCUAUUUAAACUUCAUGUCAUACCAGUGGCACCUAUAUGUUUCGAUCAUGCUUCUAGCUGUCAACCUCGUUGUGCAGCUCGGAGUUGCCGUGCUUGAAAUGCUUGGAGGCCUCCAAUCCUGGUGGCUUCUGGGUUCAAAGCUCCGCGGCGGCUGUUGCCGCGUGCGGCGCCCCGAGUACAAACCGCCGGGGAGCGAUCACGACCCGCCGAGCGAGCGGCGGAUCCAGCUCUCCGGCGAGCGGGAGGGUCUCCGAAGCCGCUUGGGCAAGGGGAUCUCGUGA